Cyclocybe aegerita is the source of this 480-nucleotide messenger RNA. The record is from the annotation of a GenBank genome assembly. NCBI's taxonomy places the organism in Eukaryota, Fungi, Basidiomycota, Agaricomycetes, Agaricales, Hemipholiotaceae.
AUGAGGCCCGUUGCGCAACGUAUUGUAUCCACCAAAGGCGCCAAGCCACACUCAGUGACGCCAGAGUCUGGGUCAUCUAACAAGCUGCGCGAGAUGACUCGAAAGGAGCUCGAGCAAUGGCAUAAGAGCCUUCAUCACCGGGAUGAAUAUGAGCCCAGUUUCGACGAUCUGGACGAAGCGUCCGACUAUCCCUUCCAGGACCAAGACUCCGUCUGGGUAUGCACUAAACAAAAAAAAUGGUGCCCUGGUAAAGUGACUGGCCGCACGCCACGCAUAGGCAACACGCGCAUCCGGAAAGAGGGUUAUUUCUACGCCGUGAGCUUCGGCUCUAGGAGUCACCUCCGAAAGUACUUUGCACCACUGAAUGGCGAAAUGAAGCCUAACAGCGAGGAAGUGCGCGAGCUUCUACGAAGUGACGGAUGGCUCCCUGAUGACGAUGAAAUGACCUCGGACGGUGGUUCCAAUUAUACCGACUCGUAG